Messenger RNA from Argentina anserina (silverweed cinquefoil), 1086 nucleotides. Its product is annotated as mexicain-like. Gene Ontology annotation, cellular component: lysosome. Lineage: Eukaryota; Viridiplantae; Streptophyta; Magnoliopsida; Rosales; Rosaceae. The transcript is spliced from 2 exons. The coding region runs from base 1 to 1086 and encodes 361 amino acids. The record is from RefSeq and is a predicted model, not a curated record. Gene Ontology annotation, molecular function: cysteine-type endopeptidase activity.
AUGGCUUUCCGGUUAACUCUUGAACUUAUACUAUGCGUUGUCCUGGUGAGUAAUUUAACAGUAUCCAGAGCCUCAUCACGAUCAUCAGGACUUUUUGAAGCUGGUGAUUCUGCGAAUGUUUCCCUAGUGUUUGAUAAUUGGAUGGAAGAGCAUGGGCGUACUUAUGCAAACAGCGAGGAGAAGGCAAAGCGCUUUGCCAUAUUCAAGGCUAAGCGGUUUGACAUAGAAAACUUCAACAGACAUGGGAAUCAUAGUUUCACAUUAGGCCUCAAUGCAUUCAGUGAUAUUACUUAUGAAGAGUUCGAUGAGAUAUAUGGCUGCUCCUUUUUUGAUAUAUCAAACACGAACCCUAGCUCAUUCUCAACUUUUAGGUAUCAAGAUUUUAAAAUUGAUGAUCUUCCUGAAAGUUGGGACUGGAGGUCACAAGGAGCUGUGACCAAUGUCAAGAUCCAAGGAAAAUGUGGUGCUUGUUGGGCUUUUGCCACAGCAGCAGUAGUGGAAGGACUUACCCCUUUCUACAAUAAACCUUAUGGGAAACUUAUGAACUUGUCUGUGCAAGAACUUAUUACAUGUUCUAAGCCAUAUGGCAACAAAGGCUGCGAUGGUGGGGGUAACGCGAUCCGUGGUCUGAGGUAUGUAACGGAUUAUGGGCUCCUCCGUGAAGAAGAGUAUCCGUACCGGUUUGCUGACGACCAGUCUUGUGUCAAGGAUCCUGCUAGAGAUUUACCUCCCCCUGAUAUAAAGAUCUCUGGUUAUGAAGUUGUGCCCGAGUUUGAUGAAAUUGCUCUGGCCAAGGCUGUUUACCAUCAACCAGUUGCAGUCAUGCACUCCACGAGCUCCAGGUUUAUAAAUCACAGAGGCGGUAUUUUUAUGGAUGCAGAUGGAGAGUGUGCGAAAAAUAAGAUCAGCCACACUAGUACACUCGUUGGCUUCGGUACAAAUGCACUCGGUGAAGACUAUUGGAUUAUGAAGGGUUCAUGGGGCACCAGUUGGGGUGAACAUGGUUAUGCGAGAAUCAGAAGAAAUACUAGAAAUAAGCGAGGUGUUUGUAACCUAGCAAACAAACCAGUAUUUGGCUAUCUUUGA